Messenger RNA from Aureobasidium vineae, 282 nucleotides. The record is from the annotation of a GenBank genome assembly. Lineage: Eukaryota; Fungi; Ascomycota; Dothideomycetes; Dothideales; Saccotheciaceae.
AUGUCGAGUUCCACGCACCCGCACCCUUCGCCCAGCGAGACGUCGCGGACACGCGAAGUUUUCAAAUGUCUAGAGCCCUUCGAAACGUCCAUCCACCCUCUGCAGUUCAGCGAUGGUGAACUCAAAGACAGAGUAGCUGUCGGCAGUGACGACACGGCUUUGGCUGCUUUUGCCCAGCUGGGUGCGCUGCGACUCAAGGCACAGCGCUGCCUCAUCUCGCUCGUGUCAAAGGAUGAAGAAUGGAUCCUAGCCGAGAGUACCAGAACGCUAAGUUUACAGUAG